AAUUGAAUUAUUGCAAGUUUAAUAUGCAACAAUAGAAAAUGUUAGUCAAGAUGUUAUAUAAUUGAGUGGUGUUAGAUGUUUUGAUUAUUUACAAUCUAUAAGAGAUUUUAUCAGUUAUACUUGUAUAUGUAUUGAUUUAAUUACAUGUAUGUGUGUACAUAGAUAAAUCAAGUAAAGUAUAAAAUGAACAAGGACUUGGAGAGAUAAACGCAGUUUUUAUAUUAAACUCAUAAGUAAACGGUUCUUAAGAGUGAGUGUGCUUAAUAUCCACAGAUUGCAAUCAUGGAGAAACAUGAUGUGCUGUUGCAAAUAAAUUUAGAGAGGCCUCUUUAUGAGCACGAAGCAUUGAAUCAAAAUUAUGAUUAUGAGAAACCAAAAUCAUUUUUGAUGCAAAGUGCAAGGAAUGUUAUCAGAUCGAAAGAUUGGAGAGCUUGUAUAGCAUCAACUGUACCAGCGGUGAAAUGGCUUAGCAAGUAUAAUUGGAGGGAAAACAUAUUGUAUGAUAUCAUUUCUGGUCUGACUGUAGCAAUUAUGCAUAUUCCACAAGGCAUGGCAUAUGCACUUUUAGGAAAUCUACCACCGGUGGUUGGCAUAUAUAUGGCCUUCUUUCCUGUUUUUAUAUAUUUUUUUGGCACAUCCAAGCAUGUAUCUAUAGGAACUUUUGCUGUGGUUUGUCUAAUGACUGGUAAGGUAGUAACAUAUUACUCAAAUCCAUUGACGGGUCAUACAUCUGCAAAUCUUUCGGAUGCUUUUUCACAAAAUCUUGAGGAUGUUACGUAUUAUACAUAUACACCCAUGCAGGUAGCAACAGCCGUGACAUUAAUGGUCGGAAUAUACCAGAUAAUAAUGUAUAUAUUCCGAUUAGGAGUUGUAACAACAUUACUGAGUGAAACUUUAGUGAAUAGCUUUACAACAGCAGCUGCUGUUUAUGUUUUUAUCUCUCAAAUCAAGGAUCUUCUUGGUUUAAAAUUACCAAAGCAAAAAGGAUAUUUUAAGCUAAUUUUUACUAUUAUAGAUAUAUUUAAAGAUAAAAAUACCAACAUAGCUGCAGCGAUAGUAUCAAUUGUAUCAAUUAUUAUUCUUGUUUUUAAUAAUGAGUUUCUGAAGCCAAGGGUAAGCAAAAUAUGUAGCAUGCCAAUACCCAUUGAACUCAUUGCAGUCGUCGGUGGGACCUUGGUUUCUCGAUAUUGCGAUUUACCAAAGAUUUAUGAUAUAGAAAUCGUCGGACAUAUUCCAACGGGGCUUCCCAAACCAGAAGUGCCAAGUCUGGAAUUAUUACCUUUGGUAGCGAUCGAUAGCAUCGCAAUAACCAUGGUUUCGUACACCAUCACCAUAUCGAUGGCAUUGAUUUUCGCGCAGAAACUUAAUUAUGAAAUAGAUUCUAAUCAGGAACUUCUUGCAAUGGGCUUCAGUAAUGUAAUGGGCUCUUUUUUCUCGUGCAUGCCGAUAUCGGCUUCCUUAAGCAGAUCUCUCAUUCAACAAACUGUCGGAGGACGCACACAAAUAGCGAGCAUUGUGUCUUGCUUACUGUUGUUCAUUAUACUCUUAUGGAUCGGGCCAUUUUUCGAACUGCUACCAAGAUGCGUGUUGGCCUCCAUAAUAGUUGUAGCGUUAAAAGGAAUGUUCCAACAAGCUAAUCAGCUCGUUAAAUUUUGGAAACUGAGUAAAACCGAUGCCACAAUUUGGAUUGUAACAUUCUUGAUUGUGACGCUGAUAAAUAUUGACAUUGGGUUGCUGGCUGGAUUACUAGUGUCGCUAGCCAUUAUUCUACUGCAGGCUAUUCGACCCUAUGCGUGUUUGCUGGGUCAUAUACCACAUACGGAUUUAUAUUUGGACUUAGACAGAUAUAAAGCGGCGGUAGAGAUACACGGAAUAAAAAUAUUUCAUUAUUGCGGCACUUUAAAUUUUGCCAAUAACAAUUACUUUAGAUCUAUCGUGUACAAACUCGUAGGAGUAUGUCCCCGAAAGAUGAUGAAGCAUGGAAAAAAAUUAGCCGAGGAGAACCAUUUUCUAGAUGAUAAAGAUUCUGAAGGUAGACAUGAAUUGCAAUGCAUAAUCAUGGACAUGAGUGCGUUGAGUUACAUCGAUCCCAGUAGCGUUCAGAUGUUGCAUUUUAUCGUCGAAGAAUUCACGGAGGUGAACAUCAAGUUUUAUUUUGUCAAUUGUCCAAGUCCCAUCUUUGAAGUGAUAAAGAAAUGUGAUUUAUAUAUAUAUGGCGAAAUGUCGUUGAAAAUUUUUGCAACUAUACAAGAUGCCGUCACUUACUUUCGAAGCGAAACUUCUUCAAGAUAAUAAAAAAUAGUUUUUCUCUCUCAUGUAUAUGCUGUGUAUAAGACAUAUUUUUGAUAACAUUGUUAACUACAUAAUGGAAGAAUAUGCAGUUAUAUUUUGCAUUCUAUUUCAAUAUUGCUCCUUACAUUGUAUUUAAAAGAUCCUAUAAAAUAAUAUUGACAGAGAAAUAUUUUUUAUCGAGUAUCAAUCUUUAAUAAAAAAGUAUAUAGUGCUCAACACAGCAUAUUUAUAGAUUGCAUUAAAAACGUAAAGUGAUAUACAAAUGUACUUCAAAAAAAUACUUCGUAUUCAAUUUGUUUGUACUUACAGCAAUACUUAAGAUUUUUUUGCAAAUUUUGAACCAUUAAUAUAUUUUUUGUUAUAUGUAUCAUAAAUAUUGUUUAGUGCAAGAAGGAGAAAAUAAUAAUAACAUGUAACUGAGCAAUCGUCUUGUUUAUUUACAGCGAUUACCCUAUGUACAAUGCGACAGUUUCUAGUUAUUCUGACUGGGAUAACUAGAUACGACUGUCGUAGUCAGUUUUACUGUGCCUUUCGUAAUUAUAGAGUCGGUAAUUAGCAUUCUAUAUAUUUCCUAUUUGUAAGACACAAUUAUUUUUUCUAAUAACUCGCGGCAGUGUUGCCCACAGAUUGAUUAUUGAUCGACUGCAUUGUAUAAUGUCACAAAAUAAAUAUUCGAAAAUAAGUGACGGAGCACAUUGUUCAACAAUGGUACGGCACAAAGAUCAAAUUGAAAUUGCUUUAUACGUUUUUCUUCUCUAAAUCCGACGAUCGAAUAUUCGACGAUUCAAUCGGAACAUGUCUUCUGACAUUUAUGCCAGACCAUACUUUUUCUUGAGAGACUCUGGCAUCUCGGGUGGUGGAGGACGGGGCAUGCGCAACCAGACCUUAACGGCGUCAUAGAUGAACCAUUGUGCUGCGGUUAGGGUACCGAUCAUUACAAUCCUCGGUCCUAGGCCCUUCCACACGCCCAUAACGCCGAGUUUCUUCAGGACGUCGCCCGCGGACGCUCCCUUUUCUUGGUUUAAUUUCGACACCACCUGAUGUAAACAUUUAUAUGUUUUAUAAAUCUGAAAUAUGGGGAAAACUUGUGGUUAUAUGUAUAAAAUUUACCGUAUCUGCUGGAUGAGAUACGAUGGCGCAGAAUACACCGGCGAUGUAGCCAGCCGCAAAAGUGACUAUCAGUUGUUCGCCUUUAGUGCACUCCGCUCUAGGCUUAGGUACUACAUGUUUAUACAGAAGUUCAACGGUACGCUCGAAGCAGGCGAAUUUCAUCAUCGUGUACGGAAUUUGACGCAUCCACAGAGGCACCAGACCCUUGUAGAAACUGGUAAGACCUUCCUCCGCGUACAUCUUCGGCAUCGCUUGUCGCAAAGUGUUGGCGAAUCCAGGUGUAGUUUGUAUCUUGACCUAGAAUUUCGAAGUCUCAUUGUAUAAAAUAGUACAUAAUAUGAUAGGUAAUCUAUAAUUGUCCAAUUUAAGCAAUUGAAAAAAAAGGAGAACAUCGAGCAAUUUGAUACCUUGGCAGCUUCAAACGGCGCCAAGCCAAUAUCUGCAAAGAAUUCUGCAGAAGCCGACGAUAUCAAAUACAACGAGGUUCUGUAUUCGUAAGAGAGUUCUUCGCCGGCCAACGCUGCAUACUGAACUUUAAAAACCUCAUAGAGACCAAAUUUGAACAUUCCCUGAAUAGAAUAGCCGAAGAAGGUAGGCGCCCAUCCCCUCACCAAUCCUCGAGUGCCGUCUUCGGCAAAUGUUACCUACAAUCAACAAUAUCUGUGAUGAGUAUUAUAUUUUUAGAGAAAUUUAAAAAGACAGCAUAAUAAAGGAUAAGAAUUACUCGAAAUCCAUUAAACACUGAUUUAUAUUUGCCAGGGUCCACUUGAAUUCGGCAUUUGACUAAAUCUAAAGGAGUGAUACCGGUGUGAGUGAUACCGCAAGACAAAAUUCCUCCGAGACCACAUAACAAGAAAUAAUGGUUCGAUCCAAAUUCGCAGCUAUCUGUAAAUAUGCAAAAUACAUCAUCUUAAUUUUUA
Nylanderia fulva is the source of this 4322-nucleotide messenger RNA. The record is from RefSeq and is a predicted model, not a curated record. Lineage: Eukaryota; Metazoa; Arthropoda; Insecta; Hymenoptera; Formicidae.